Molecule: messenger RNA, 2609 nt
Organism: Odocoileus virginianus texanus
Lineage: Eukaryota; Metazoa; Chordata; Mammalia; Artiodactyla; Cervidae
Gene: OLAH
Product: oleoyl-ACP hydrolase
Biological process (GO): lipid biosynthetic process
Source: RefSeq, a predicted model, not a curated record
UUGGAAAUUUUUAAUGUCGCCAUGGCUUGUAUUGAAAUUCUUUCUUCCUGGGUUUUUUGCUGUUUCAUCUCUAGUCUGAAUGCUGGGGGCCCCCUUAGGUUGAAUCUUCCGAAGAGGAAGUCAUGUGAGCUCGUUGGAUCCAUCUGGAGAAAUAGAAGCAUAGUCUUUCCCUUAAGAUUAGUUUCUUAGAUUUCCAUUGAUUAGUUAACCCGCCUUGAUAUCAAAUGGGCAAAGGAAAGGAGCUGUCCUUUAAUGUUUCAAAACUUCUUUUUUUGUUUGUUUGGUUUUUGUUUUUUGCUUUUGUCAAAACAUCUCUUUGUGGUAAGUUUAAAAAGUUUAAAACAAAUAAGGCUAUAUUAACAAUAGUUAUAAAAAGAAAGGAAGGCGAUAUUGAUGAAAACAUUCUUAGGAAAUAUUUCAGUCCAAAAGAAAAAAAUCAUUCAGAAAUACAUUUGGGACUGGUAUUUGGCUGUGGUUUGUGUUAUUUGGGGCAAAGGAUUAGGAGUAACCAUUCAAAUAUUUUUUCCUAAGUGAAAUUAUUGAAAAGGUGAUGCAGAACAACUUGACAAAUGAAAUGUUGCUCACAUCCAAAUACAUUUGACCUUGUCCUUGAAAAAGAAAUGCAGCUUAGCAACUGUUGAAUCUCACUGUUCAGUGUGUUAAAGAAGAUGAUUAUACUUUCAAGACAGACCUGAAAAGAAGGGCUUGGAGCAAUAACCAACAGAUUUAAAAGUGUGCUCGAGGCUGAUCAGAGGUUUUGUAUCCAAAGAGGUAUUGAAUUUGGCACUGGCCAGAAAGUUCCUGAGAGCAGCAAUUUUGUACCAUUUCCUCAAAAAAUGGAGAGCAGAGACAAAGCUGAGACAAUCAGGAAUGAAAAAGUUGUGAACUGCUUAUACCAGAAUCGUAAUGCACUUUUUAGGCUGGUUUGCUUUCCUUGGGGAGGAGGUGGCUCCACUUUCUUUGCCAAAUGGGGCCAAGAUAUUCCUAAUUCUGUGGAAGUGCAUGCCAUACGGCUUGCUGGGAGAGAAAGCCGGCUUGACGAACCUUUUGCAAGUGACAUGAAUCAGGUGGUUGAUGAAAUUGCCUGUGCCCUACUGCCGAUCAUCCAGGGUGAACAUUUUGCAUUUUUUGGCCACAGUAUGGGAUCUUAUAUUGCCUUUUUUACUGCACUACAUCUGAAAGAAAAAUAUAAUCUAGAACCAGUACAUUUAUUUGUGUCAAGUAUAAGCCCUCCUUGCGCCCAACUUUGCUUCCUCAAAGAUGAUAUGUGUGCUGGACAAAUUGAAUUUUUACUAAAGAAAAUGGGAGGCACUCCUGAGGAUUUUGUUGAUGAUGAGGAACUGAUUCAAGAAUCUGUUACCAAAGUGUUAGCAGAUCUUCACAUUUUGAAAGAUGUCAUCUAUGACACACACUCUAAGACUCGUCUUUCUUGUGACAUAACAUGCUUUUCUGGAUCUGAAGAUAUACCAGUGGAUAUGGAAGCCUGGAAAGAUGUAACCAGUGGAAAUUUUGACAGUUUUGUGCUUCCAGGACACCACUUCUAUCUUCUGGAAACUUCCAACACAAGCUUCAUCAAGAAAUACAUAACCAAGUCUCUAGAAAUAUCAGUGCUUACCUCUUAACAGAUAUCGCCCCUUCUUGGUCUUAAAACAGUCCCACUGAUCAUGUGAUACUCUUCUUCGGUUUUUCAGAGUAGCUUAGGAGUUUGUUUCAGAGAUUGGAAAAUGAUCAAUUUAUUGCUGUCAGGGUGAUGUGUUAUCUACAAAUGUAUUUCCCCACAGAGCAUUUACAUAUCUGGGGGAUGCAAGAUGAAUGGGUCAAGAAUACUUUCGGGAGGGUCUUUCUUCUUUGUAUUAGAAUCACAUUUGGGUCUCAUCUGUGGAAGGUUUGUCAAUGAAGUUCCUGCUUGGUCAAUGAUUCGUCUCUUCCUUUCGGUUAUUCUGACAGUGAAAAUCACAGACAGGGGAAGUGCUUGAAAUGAAAUGACUGUUUCAUUAACACACUGUGGCCCAAAGCCUGAUCUCAUCUUUUGAAAUACAGGGUCAGCCCAUUCAAUGAGGAAAUGUUAAAAUAAGACAGCCCUAAAUAAUCAUUGCUGCCUGUCCUGGCAAGUCCCCGGAAUGCCUGUAGCCUUCUUAGGUUCUCCUCUAAGGGGUUCCUCCAACCUGGACUGCCUGCUGUCUCUGUGUGUUCCUGCUGCUGUUCAGGCAAUGACCAACUGGGACUCGGGUGACUGUUUGGAGUCUAGUCCUCGGCGUACAGAGGGUCAGGCACAAAUGCCAGACCCAGCAGGCUGCCUCAGCUUCAUGUGUUAUCAUCUGAACCAGACAGAGAAAGAAAGCACACCAGUUGGAAACAUACAGGAAAGAAAAGGGAAAAAAUUAAGUAGGAGAAUGAUCUGAGUCAGAGCAACGGCAGACCACCACUGGUAGGAUUCACAGACGCCUACUGCCCGGGAUGGAGAGGCACCAUAUCCCCAGGGCUACGUGAGUCCUGCCAUCUCUGCCGAGGCCCAAACAGUGUUUGUCUCUUGGAAUCCUGGCUGUUUAAUUGGCACCUUGAUUUGUUAUCUCCCUUGGUUCUUCACAAUAAACCCCUACUGCACACAA